This is a messenger RNA of Solea solea (common sole), 5440 nucleotides long. It is a transcript of the gene eng, whose product is annotated as endoglin. The record is from RefSeq and is a predicted model, not a curated record. The transcript is spliced from 14 exons. The coding region runs from base 261 to 1952 and encodes 563 amino acids. NCBI's taxonomy places the organism in Eukaryota, Metazoa, Chordata, Actinopteri, Pleuronectiformes, Soleidae.
GUCAAAGCCAGCACCGCCCAGAGCAGCGGCACAAAAACUUUGGAAAGUCCUGACACCGUUACAUUGCCGAGUGUCGCUGUCACCUCCUCGCCCGUGGAUUAUCGAGCCUGCACUCAUUUUUAAAGACGCCUCCUCACCCGAAAACCAUCACUGCUCUGCUGCUUGACAAGGACACUUCAGCCGCUUCCCACUGAGUGCCCUCACACCCCAGAGACCCAGACUCAGCUUCCACCGUCGCCUCAAACAUAAACUUCCCAGACAUGGAGGGUCACAUGGUGCGCCUUGCCCUGCUUCUGUGCAUCACUGUUGCAGCCUCUGCCUCAAGUCCAACAUGUGAUCCGACAAAAAAUGUCAACCCAUGGUUUCAUGUGAGAGAGAUGCAAACUGGCUGCUGGACCAGCUUCGUCAUGGAGGACAAGGCGGAGGUCCACAUCCUUCACUUUACUCCCACGGAUCAGAAGAUAAUCCCUCUUCAUAUGCCAAACGCUAAGCCAAUGAACCUCAUUCUUACAUCGCCAGACGUAGUUUCUGUUUUCUUCAACAUCAACGCAGAUGUAAAAAUUUAUCUGGACAGUAACUCCACCAUUACUCCAUUUAGUAAUGAACAUCAAAACAACGUUUACAAGCAAGAUAUCCCCACUCAAAACGAGGACCUGGUCGAGUGGGCGACACAGAAGUUUGGCGGCGUGACCUCGUUCACAACACUCCAAAAUCUAAAAGAAAUGUCCACAACCGGAACAGCAGGAACCACCCCUGGCUCUCGCAAUUGCACGCUUAGAAAUGAAGACGCAUUCGAGAAACACUUCAUGGAGAUUAAAAAUGAACCCUCUGCUACUUCGUCCGCGUCUUGCUCCCCUCAGCAGCAGGAGAACUCCAGUGAUGAAGUGGAGCUUCACAUCAUAAACAUCCCGGAGAACGCCCGCAUUUGCAAUGUGUCGCUUCGCAUGGAUACAAAGAUGAUCAGGGUUUACUUGAGGGGCCCUCAGGGGACAGCAUGGACCAUUCUCAAUGCACAGUACACCAGGUUUGCUUCUAACAAUGACGUCCUGCUGCCCAGCUUCACUCGUGGAACACCAUUACAUACACUGAACAGUGACAAUGCAACUGAGGUCCAGAACAAGGCUAUGGAGAUCUUUAAUGUCACUACUUUCACGAGCUAUACUGAACUCAGACCAGUCGACUCUUCAAUCUUACUGGUGCUUGUACAAAAGGACAACCCUACAGUAACGACAACACCACUGGCACAGUUCAUUCCCACAACGACUGCUUCAAAUCAGAUGCCACUGUUGAUGCAGUUGUACACGUCCCCAGAUUUCCGCUCUCCCCUAGACCCCAACACCAAGGUGCAGAGCGACAAGAGAAUUUAUGCCGAGAUUUCUCGUCACACUUGGGGGGUGAUCGAGUUGACCAUCAAAGUGACCAGCUGCUUUGUUUACUCCAAGCGCUCGUCCUCUGUGGUAAAAGAGCUGCCCUUCAUUCCAGAGACCUGUCCCCCCAACUCUUGUCCCAACAGCACCCGACUGAGCUUUUCACUAGAUCAGCUGCCAGAGGUGACCUCCACCUCAUGGGACCUGGAAUGCUCAGUCAAACUUUGCUACAGUGAGCAUUGUGCAGAUGCAGUAAGAGUGAAUGGAAAUCUGGAGGUCACCCAGCCGUGUCUGCAACCACCGACCCCACCGUGCUUUGAUUUUGGCCUACCUGGUGUUCUUGGCAUUGCAUUUGGAGGAUUCCUGAUUGGAGUAUUACUUAUUGGAGCACUGUGGUUUAUCAAAAUAAAAACAGGAUACCCAACUGGAUUAGACAUGAGCUCAACAGCAGCAAGUCUUCCCGGAUGCCCCUGCUCUGGAGCCAAACGACAACCAGUUUCUAACAACGCGUCCCCCUCUGAGAACAGCAGCGCUAAUGCAAGCAUUGGAAGCACCCAGAGCACACCGACCAGCAGCAUGGCAUGAGACUAUGCUAAUCGUCACCACCAACAGAGCCACCAUCUCCCUCCAAAGUCAUCUAUACGGGUUUUGUGCUUUCGUUUUCCCUGAUAAUGCUUAAAAAGCAUCUCCCCUCUGUGCCCUCCUUAAAUUCCCAUUAGAAAAAGCACAACCCACCGGGCUGGGGGACAAAUAACAGGAGUCUAUUCUGUGGCUUCUGACGCUCACCUCUGCAGCUUCUCUGUCAAGCUCGUAGACAGGAAGUUAAAUAGGGCAAGAGGGAAAAAAAAUUCUCCCAGCAACAGGAAAAACAAACCAUAUCCCCCAAGAGCUAACAGGAAAUUCACUGCAUUCCUUUAGAUGAAUUGUACUUGUGUGAUGGCAGCACAAUAAUAGUUAGACAGGAGACAAACCAGUCAAAAGACUGACUUUGAAAAACAGAUGAAAAGCUGUUUUGCAUUCACAUCUAAGCCACCGGAGUACAAAGGCCCUUUGGUUAGGUCAGUCCAAAAAAGUUAUCCGCAACACCUCGGGAACUGGAAAGCUCCAGAUGUGAGGAUUUCUCAUACAAUUAAAAUGGUCACUUUGAGGGUUAUUUGUCCUAAUUGGAGUUCGAGGUCAAGGGUUAACAGCUACCUCCUAUUGCGAAGAAGUCUGGUGCUAAGUUUAAAAUUAAGACCAGAUUUCUCUGUUGAAUUGAUUUUACUUUCUGACUCUUUCAUGUUUUUUUUUGGUUUUUUUCUUUGCUUUAGGAUCUUACAGCCGACCCACUGGGUCAUUUGUAGCUAACAAAACAAAGUUAUGGUGCCACUCUCAUGCGAUGCAAAAAAACAGAAUCAGAGCCUUCACAUUUAUGUUCUAUUCCCAUCCCACACUUUUUUUUUUCUUUUAUUAAAGUAAGAGCAACAAUAAGAAACUAUGUUCACGGCCCAAACAUAGCAAUCAACCAUUAAGUAAUGAGGAAGGAAGUAAUCACUUGUGUUAUGUACAGCACCGCAGAGAUGCGUGGCUGCAUUCAGAGCCGAGUAAUGUUUCCAUAAGUAGGAGUUGGCAUCACAGUCGUGCACAUCAGUUUUCAAAUGACUCAAUCAUUUACUCAGUCAUACUCGGUGAUGCCUCCAGGGUGGAGUUCCCCUAAAAUAGUCUAUCUGGAGGCUGAAUUCCAGUACUUUUCCUCUGAACAGAGUGCAUUCACAUCCGAAUUAGCAACAAGUCCAUUACCACCGCGUAAGAGUUUGUUGCGACAGCUUGAAAUCAAUUUUUCUAAUAAUACACACACACAUACAAUCAUGCACAGUAGUUAAGUGCUUUCCGGCCAGUUUAAAUACCAGCCUGCUGUUAAUAAUAAACCAUCAUUCCUUCCCCCCAUAAUAUAAAGACUUUAUGCCUUUGACAUAAAGCACAGUAUAAACUCCUCAACCUGCUCACUCAUGUUUAAUGCCACUAAUGUUGCCCUCCAUCUUGUGAUAGGAAAUGAGCAAACAUUAGGGGAAAAAUCAUUCUUAGAACUCUAAUGGACAUUAUGGAACACAGGCACAUGCAGAUUCUUUCACUUUGACAAACAUAUGUAUAUAUGCCAACUUAAAAAUAGCAUGGAACAAUACAGGUUCAAAUAUUGUGCUGUAAUAUUUGAUAUUUUGAAAUUAAAAGUGUGGUAUUUCAGGUAAUUUGGCAAAAAAAAAGUUAAAACUUCCUCCACAAGUGCCUACAUAGCGUUCGUCACCAGCUCUGGAUCUCGGUCAUUUGAACUCAGUCGUAUAAUCAACAGUAACACAAAUAUGAAACCACAUCUUUCAUGUCACCGAAGUGCUUUAACCCUGUGAAAACGACUUUCAAACUUCGGUUUUCCAGCUCUCACAGCAUUUUGUUACGAUGUGGAAACUGUCACUUGAGAGAGAGAUGAGUUUGAUGAUAUAAAAUGAUUAACUUACAUCAGCUGCUGCAGUGCUAGCGCUAGACAGGGGCUGCAUAGGCGCCGCAUGGCGAGGACGUGCACGAGGGGCGAGAGUGGCGGUUGAUCCGUGAAACCACCGUUUGUUUUUACUGUUCAAAUGUAAAAUGUGUUUUUAUAUAUAUAUAUAUAUAUAUAUAUAUAUAUAUAUAUAUAUAUAUAUAUAUAUAUAUAUAUAUAUAUAUGGUUAUAUAUAUUAUAUGUUGGUUUUUUUUGUUGCCGCAAACAUUCACGUCACACGUUGAGCCUCAGUCAGUGUGUAUCUAAAGUACAUUACUUUGACACAAAUGCCUUUAUAUACAUAACAUAUACUACUCUAAUUGAUGCAUAUAUAUAUAUAUAAUAUAUAUAUUCACAUGACAUACAGUUAUUAACCUUCAUAGUUGGAUUAUAAGGUAAUUUAUUCACCUUCAAACCUAAUCUCUUCCAGACCGAUGACAUUUGUGAAAUGUCUCCUCAUUGUAUGUAUUUGAACUGUGUAAGCUAAGUCCCCUCCCUCUUUCACUCGGUGUGUGUGUGUGUGUGUGUGUGUGUGUGCGCGCGUGCGUGCGUGCGUGUACAUUUUUAUGAACAUGCCCAAUUUUUCUUAUUGUUUUUGUUCUGUCGAGAAAGAAACAAAGAGGGCCAGUACAAAAUGCCACUUGAGUAUUUGUGCAAUAUGAUGAGGUUAACGUGUAUGUAAUGUCGAUAUGUAGUUUUGACUUGUUGUUUUGUAAGUCGCUGUAUGAUAUCCUUACUUUGAGCCCUCUAUUCUUAACAUGCCUUAGUCUUUUAUGUAUUUAAAGAACUGGGACAAAUUCCAAUCGAAGCACUAAUUAAAUGCAUUGAAUUUGUUUUGUAUAUUAAUCAUAUUUUUUUAUAUCUGCAUAUUGGUAUGUGUUUCAGUUACACUGUAGUCACGUCACAUGUUACAGUCUGUUGGUUUUUACCACUAUUUGACUUCUGCCCUAACUGUAAAAAAGCAAAAACCCUUGCAGUCUUGAAAACAGAUCAGCAAGAUAAUUCUGAGCGCAACUUCUCACCACAAAGUAUGUAUUGUAGUUAAAUGUGCUGCAAUCUGCCAUAUUCUAGAGGUCAAAUGACUCAUGUUUUUUGUUUGUUAGGUAAACAUAAUAUACAGGCUGACAGUUAAUCCAUUUGUUAACCUUACAAAUGUAUUCAUUAUCUCUGACCACAGCAUCCUCCUACUCAGAUACUCAGACAGUUAAUGGACUAUAUGUGCGUCUGUGUAUGCACGUAUAUGCGCCAUAUUCCCUGUGUUUGAAAGUCUGUGUGUAGGUGUGCAACAGACGAUACAGUAUGUGUAAUGGGUUAUCUGAUAGCCUCCAUUCUCUGAAAAGUGUCUGUAAUUCACACCACAAAGAUAUGUCACAAUGUCAGCUUUGAUCGUAUAAAACGCUGUUAUCUCCGUGCCUUAACCCUUCUACCAUUGAAAAUGGGUCCAAACGUGUUCUGCGCUGAAAGAAUUCCAACUGAUGUUUUGUAUUUUGUAUGUUGUCCCUGAGGAAAUACAGUAUCAGUGUUGUCUGGAUUUAUCUUAAUAAAGUGAAUAUGACAAAGUCUA